GUCGUAUAUACAGGUCCGGAAUCUCAUAAUGGUUCGCAGGGUCGUGCGUUGAAGCCCCUCCGAUAGGUGGCUACGUGUCGAAGAGUCUAUGGUUGGAGUGUAAACAAACGAACAUAACCUAUAAAAAUAUAAUUUUUCGUGCGGUGUAUUUUUUGUUUUUAAUUUUAAAAUGCCUUCCGUUUGUGUAGUUCCAAAAUGUGACAGUAAAACAGAAAGAAAAAGUGUUUCGUGUUUUCAUGUGCCGCAAGAUGACAAAAUAAGACAAAAAUGGCAGCAAGCAAUACCUGGGGUUUUACGUUUAAGAUCUGCAAUGUCUGUGUGUGAAUUGCAUUUCAAAGAAGAAGAAAUUAUUAGAAAAGUACAAACAUAUAAUCAAGAAGACAACAUUAUUUAUGAAAAAAAUUUAAUAAAGCCGCGUUUACGUUUGGGAGCAGUGCCCUCGAUUUUUAACAAUAAUAAUAAGACUCAAAAUGACGUAGACAAAAACGGAAAUGCACCACUUACAUCGAAUAAUACGUCGACAAAUUCAAAUUUAAUUCAUGUUGAAGAUUAUUUCUACGAUAAUAAAGAAAAUGUAUCAGAUAAUGUCGGUUAUACAGUUGAUCCGGAUUAUGCGGUUCAUACGGUUCAAUUCAGUUCUGCUGUAACUUUUGAUUUGUGUUCACAAAGUAGUGAAUUUUCUGAAGAUGAACCAUGUAGCAUAGAUAUACCUAAGCCGUGGAGUGUACUUAAAUCUCAGACAGGAAAAGAAGAAAGUUUGUUAUUUGUAUGCUUUGUUAACAAAGAAAAUGUUAAAACACAUACAUUUGAGAAGGUUGUUGUGAUGAGUAAAAAUAGAGAAUUGCAAUACGAAGUACAUUCAAAUACUGUGAAUGCCGAAAUGUUUGAAUUACCGAAAAAAGUAGAUAAUGUUAAAAAUUUGCCACAAAUUCUACAAGGGUUCAAAAAAUUUUGUGCUUGUGAAGGAAUAAAUAUAAACGAUGUUGAUUGUACAUCAAACUUGUUAAAUUGUAAUAAUUACAAUCUUUCGGGAUGUCGGUCAAAAAAUUGUUCUUUAUUAUCGCUAAACUACAGUAAAUGUCGUGAUUGUAAAAAAUUGUCAAAACUUUUGUCGCAGCAAAAACGAAGAUUAAAAAAACUAAGCAAUAAUGAGGAGAUUAAAAAAUUAAAACCUUCGAGUCAAAUAAAACUAAAAGCACUUCAGAGGAAAAAUCAAAGGAGAAGAAAAGAAUUAAUUCGUUUAAAAUACAGAUUACAUGUUUUAGAGAAAUCUCUCGAGAAAAAUCAAUGUAAUAUUGCUAACAUUAAUGAAAAUGAUUUUGAUAAAAAUUCCUCAUCUUUAAAUAUGUCUCAAAAUCAGAAGAUGAUAGUGAAAGAAAUUAUUCGUGCUGCUAAAUACACAAAUCCAAAGGGUCGACGUUAUUCAGACGAUUUUAUAAUGCUGUGUUUACUUAUGAAUAUAAGAUCUCCUUCAUUUUAUGAAUUUUUAAGAAAAAAUGAUAUUCUUCCAUUACCGUGUUCCAAAACUGUACGAGAUUAUUUAUCAAUGAUUAGAACUAAAUGUGGCUUUGACGACGGCUUCUUUAAACUUCUCGAGAAAUCAUUUAAAGGAAAGGAUCCAAUGAAGCGCCAUGGUAUAUUAAUUCUAGAUGAAAUACAUUUAAGGAAAUCGAUUUCUGUUUCGUCGAAAGAUUUAACAUACUCUGGAUUAACUGAUUUUGGUGAAAAUAAUAAAAAGGGUGAAAAUCUUGACGCCGUAGCAACUCAUGGUCUCGUUCUCAUGUUCCAAUCUCUAACUGAAAAAUAUUCUCAGCCCAUUGCUGUUUUUGCCUCAAAAAACUCUGUUCAUGGAAAUGAAUUGGCGAAACUCGUCGUGCAAUCAAUCUACUAUUUAGAAAAUUGUGGGGCGAAAAUUCAUGGGAUUCUCGGAGAUGGUGCUUCAACUAAUGAUAAAAUGUGGAAACUAUUGAAUAUUAAAUCUUCACGAGAAGAUACAAAAUGUUGGUUUACACAUCCUUGUGAUGAAAAUAGAAAAGUAUUUAUGUUUUCGGAUGCACCGCAUUUAAUUAAAUGUAUUAGAAAUAGACUGUACAGUAAUAAUCUUCGUAUUCAUCCUGAUGAAAAUGAAAUAAAGUGGGAUUAUUUUCUACAUCUAUUUCAUGUCGAUAGUAAUCACGAGGCCAGAGUUCGUGCGUGCCCUAAAUUAACUAAAAGACAUAUUAAAUUAGAUCCUCAAGGACUAAUGCGUGUUCGAUAUGCAACUCAAAUUUUUAGCGAUUCAGUAGCAAAAGGUUUGAUAUUUUAUCAAAUGCACCAAUAUCCUCAGUUUGAAGGUUGUGAAGAUACAGCUAAUUUUUGCAUGAAAAUGAAUGAAAUGUUUGAUGCACUCAAUCGGCAUCAACCAAAUCAAGGUCUUACACCUAAUUCUAAAGAUUUUAAGGUGUUGCAAAAUAUUCUUCUGUGGCUAAACAAUUGGGAGAUAAAUCUUGAAAAUGGUCUAAUAGAUGAAAGUAAUUACCUAACGUUAGAAACAGCAGGAAGAUUACGAGUAACAAUUAUGUCAACACUGACUAUGUGUCACUAUUUAAUUGACAAAUUUGAUUUUUCUUAUCUUCUAACCGGAAAAGUUAAUCAAGACAAUCUAGAGAAAUUCUUUGGCACAAUUCGAUUGGCAGCUGGAUCCAAUGAGCAUCCCACAUGUCCAACGUUUUUGCAGUUAUACAAGUUGUUGGCUGCAUACAGUAUAUUAAAGCCGCCUAGAUAUGGAAAUUGUUUAGUGACUGAGCAGAAAGUUCAAAAUCUUAUCACAAUUUCAGAAAUUAAAGAAAUUUUUGAAAAGUCUCAUUCCAAAUCGACAUCACUGUUAAACAGUAUUAAAAACAAACUGGACAGUCUAAUUGAGGAAGACACCUGGGAAGUUGACGAAGUCAUUGAACAUGACUAUUCAAUUAGACCAGUUAUAGACUGCAUUAUUUAUUACACCACAGCCUAUUGGUCCAAAAAAGGAAUUGGUUUACAUUUUACAGCAACUUAACUGAGGCACAGAUGUUAUUUCAUCAAUAUUCUACCGAUGAUAUCUUUGUCGACAAAUUUUGAAGAAAAAAGACUACAGUCAAUGUGACUCUUGUAUUAAAGCUCUCACAUUUUGCGAUAAAAAGUCUGCAGUCAGCAACCUGGUAGAGUUAAAAGAUCAGGGUAGAUUAAUUCAUCCCAAUUACCAUUUUUUUAAUCUCAUUUGUUUCACAGAGACAGUUUUUCGCAAAUACGCUAACCAGCAACACGUCUUUGAUAAGGUUAUUGAUGAAGUUACAGACAAUUAUAAAUUCACUUUUCCCUGUAAACAACAUGCUUCCAGCAUUUUAACUUAUGCCUUAUUUUAUUAUAUACGUUUAAGAAUGUGCCAAUUUGCGUUUCAGUUCAAUCAAACUCUGAAAAAAACAUCUUCUAUCAAAAGAAAACUUUCCAAAUUAGAAAGCAGUUAAAAUUCUAUACAAAUAAGAGUCUAAUUUUUUAAGAAAAUGUAAAUUAUGUUUAUGUCUCGUUAAAAGCUGUAAAAAAUAUUUUGCAAAUUAUAAAACUUUCGUUUUUCAAAUCAAAGGUAGUUUUCUUUUCCUUAAAACAAGGCUUCAGCUGCGCUUAUCAGUGUUUAAUAAUACGUUAUAUUAUAUACAAUCGGUCAAUAUUUUAUGUUUUACAAAAGCCAAAGA
Molecule: messenger RNA, 3707 nt
Organism: Leptopilina boulardi
Lineage: Eukaryota; Metazoa; Arthropoda; Insecta; Hymenoptera; Figitidae
Exons: 9
Coding region: 170-3034 (954 amino acids)
Source: RefSeq, a predicted model, not a curated record